Sus scrofa (pig) is the source of this 4500-nucleotide messenger RNA. It is a transcript of the gene MFN1, whose product is annotated as mitofusin 1. Gene Ontology annotation, biological process: mitochondrial fusion; mitochondrion localization. Lineage: Eukaryota; Metazoa; Chordata; Mammalia; Artiodactyla; Suidae. Gene Ontology annotation, cellular component: mitochondrial outer membrane. The record is from RefSeq and is a predicted model, not a curated record. Gene Ontology annotation, molecular function: GTPase activity; GTP binding.
UGCUCGGGGUGACCUUCUUCUGGCCCGGGCUGUGGGGCGGGGAGUCGUGCGCGGGGCGCUCUGUGACGAGGCGCCGCCGCGGUCCUGCGGAAAGGAGCGAGCCAGCGGGGUCGUGAGCGGGGCCAGAGGCCGGGUCAGGCCCGCAAAGUCCGCGAGCCCGAAGCCCGCGCCCCCGGUGCGGCGGAGAGUCUGGCUGCGAGCCCUGCUGGCGGAGCUCCCGCGGCCCGUGUGGAGGGCGGGGAAGGCCCUUUCCUAAGCAUAAUGGCAGAAACUGCUUCUCCACUGAAGCACUUUGUGCUGGCUAAAAAGGCAAUUACUGCAAUCUUUGAACAGUUACUGGAGUUUGUUACUGAAGGAUCACAUUUUGUUGAAGCAACGUACAAGAAUCCAGAACUUGACCAAGUAGCUGUUGAGGAUGACUUGAUAGAAAUACAGAGGUAUAAAAACAAGCUUUCCGUUAUUGGCGAGGUGCUGUCUCGGAGACACAUGAAAGUGGCAUUUUUUGGCAGGACAAGCAGUGGGAAGAGCUCUGUUAUCAAUGCCAUGUUGUGGGAUAAAGUCCUCCCUAGUGGGAUUGGCCAUACAACCAAUUGCUUCCUGAGCGUUGAAGGAACGGAUGGAGAUAAAGCCUAUCUCAUGACAGAAGGGUCAGAUGAAAAAAAGAGUGUGAAGACAGUUAAUCAACUGGCCCAUGCCCUUCACAUGGACAAAGACUUGAAAGCUGGCUGUCUUGUACAUGUGUUUUGGCCAAAGGCAAAAUGUGCCCUCUUGAGAGAUGACCUGGUUUUAGUGGACAGUCCAGGUACAGAUGUCACUACAGAGCUGGAUAGCUGGAUUGAUAAAUUUUGUUUAGAUGCUGAUGUCUUCGUUUUGGUCGCAAACUCUGAAUCAACACUGAUGAACACGGAAAAACAGUUUUUUCACAAGGUAAAUGAGCGACUUUCCAAGCCUAAUAUUUUCAUUCUGAAUAAUCGUUGGGAUGCCUCUGCAUCAGAGCCAGAAUAUAUGGAAGAUGUACGCAGACAACACAUGGAGAGAUGCCUACAUUUCUUAGUGGAGGAGCUCAAAGUUGUGGAUCCUUUAGAAGCACGGAAUCGUAUCUUUUUUGUUUCUGCAAAGGAAGUUCUUAAUGCUAGAAAGCACAAAGCACAGGGGAUGCCAGAAGGUGGUGGGGCACUUGCAGAAGGAUUUCAGGCAAGAUUACAGGAAUUUCAGAAUUUUGAACAAAUCUUUGAGGAGUGUAUCUCGCAGUCAGCAGUGAAAACAAAGUUUGAACAGCACACUAUCAGAGCUAAACAAAUACUAGAAACUGUGAAAAACAUAAUGGAUUCAAUAAACGUGGCAGCAGCAGAGAAAAGGGUUUAUUCAAUAGAAGAGAGGGAAGACCAAAUUGAUAGACUGGACUUUAUCCGAAACCAGAUGAACCUUUUAACUCUGGAUGUUAAGAAAAAAAUCAAGGAAGUUACAGAGGAGGUGGCAAAUAAGGUUUCAUGUGCAAUGACAGAUGAAAUUUGUCGACUCUCUGUUUUGGUUGAUGAAUUUUGUUCUGAGUUUCAUCCUACUCCCAGUGUAUUGAAAGUGUAUAAAAAUGAGUUAAAUAAGCACAUAGAAGAUGGAAUGGGAAGAAAUUUGGCUGAUCGGUGUACCAAUGAAGUCAAUGCUUCGAUGUUUCAGUCCCAGCAAGAAAUUAUUGAAAAUUUGAAGCCAUUACUUCCAGCUGGUAUACAGAAUAAACUACAUACACUGAUUCCUUGCAAGAAAUUUGAUCUUAGCUAUGACCUAAAUUGCCACAAGUUAUGUUCAGAUUUCCAAGAGGAUAUUGUAUUUCGGUUUUCCCUGGGCUGGUCAUCCCUUGUCCAUCGUUUCUUGGGCCCUACAAAUGCUCAGCGGGUGCUUCUAGGAUUAUCAGAGCCCAUCUUUCAGCUCCCCAGAUCUUUAGCUUCUACUCCCACAGCUCCUAACAAUCCAGCAACACCAGAUAAUGCAUCACAGGAAGAAAUCAUGGUUACCUUAAUAACAGGAUUAGCUUCUCUUACCUCUAGAACUUCGAUGGGCAUCAUUGUUGUUGGAGGAGUGAUUUGGAAAACUGUAGGCUGGAAACUCAUAUCCAUUUCAUUAAGUAUGUAUGGAGCUUUGUAUCUUUAUGAGAGGCUGACUUGGACCACCCGUGCCAAGGAGAGAGCCUUUAAACAGCAGUUUGUGAACUAUGCAACUGAAAAACUGCAGAUGAUCGUUAGCUUCACAAGCGCCAACUGUAGCCAUCAAGUACAACAGGAAAUGGCAACCACUUUUGCUCGCCUGUGCCAACAAGUUGAUAUUACACAAAGACAUCUAGAAGAAGAAAUUGCUAGAUUAUCCAAAGAAAUAGAUCAACUGGAGAAAAUACAAAGCAAUUCAAAGCUCUUAAGAAAGAAAGCUGUUCAACUUGAAAACAAGCUGGAGAAUUUUACUAAGCAGUUUCUACAUUCAAGCAAUGAAGAAUCUUAAUGGAGAUUGCUUCGGUGAUCAUCAUAGGAGAAAAUGGAACUUAGAAGACUGGGACAGUUAUUUUUAUGAAGUGACUUUAAAUAUGAAUUAUACUAACUACACCUAAACAGCAAAUCCUUGAGUAGAUUCCGGUACUAAUCUAUCUCAAGGUGUUUGCAUUUCUGAAGAGUGUUAUGUCUCUUUGGUUUUAAUUUUAGGUAAAGAAAAAGCCUUUGAUGUGUGAAAGUGAUGAACUAGUUAAAAAGCAAAAGAACCAACUCUGUGACCCCUGAGGGGUGGGGCCUUGCUCUUAAUUAGGGCUCUCUUUGUUUUUGAUUCUGAAAAAACUCUGCUUCCUGGCAUCCAGGAGUUAGAGAAUGCUCCUUUCUUCUUCUUUCUCAGAACUAAUUUGUGAUGCAUACUUUAAUGGGAAUGGUCACAUUUUUUUGUUUUAUAAAAAAACUGCACUGCUCUAACCACAAAGGUGUGUGGAAUGUUCUUGAGUAUAUUGUUUAUGCAGGUUACAAUCACUUGCCCUCCUGGCAGGUAUAUAAACCACAAAUGAUGCUGUUUUUAGUCCCUCUUUUAUUCCCAUUAAAAUUGAUCUAAAAUGGUUUUGUUAUUAUAAUUUGUUCAUCCAUUUCUAAAGAAAUGUUUAGCCUCAACUCUGAUUCCAGUUACGGAAAGCUUUCCAUGUCAGUUUUAGAAGUGAUUUUUUUUUUAAAGUUUAAUAGCCAAAGAUAAGGGAGGUCUGAAUUUUGAGUGGUUAUGGUCAUGUAUAAACACUGUUCUUCAGAAGGUAUUUGCAGAGGAUACUGCUGGAUUACCCCUGGGGUUGCUUUUAUGUUUAUUUCAUUGUAUGAAUUUGCCAGGGCAUGGUUUAAAAUGAUUACUGUAUUUUUUAUCUUAAUGAAAUGUGUAUGGGUUCAAGUAUUGUGUCUGUUUCUAUGUUAAAAACUAAUUGAAAUGUCUAUGGAAACAUUAAAAACUGACAUUCUAGGGCUUUGCUACACAAAAUAUAGUUUUGAGGACCACCAGAUCAGCAUCACAUAGAUGGUUGUUAGAAAUGCACAAUCCCAGAAAACAGUGCAUCUGGUCAAUAUAGUUUAUGCCACUUUUCCAUGGGAAAGCUAACAUUUCAGGCUUUUUUUUUUUUUUUUUUUUAAUACUUAGCACUUUUUCUGUGCCUUUGAGGCUCUCGGAUGCUGUUUUUCACAGCAGGUGCAACACUUUUUUAAGAUAUUUUAAGGAGAAAAUAACAUUAUUUAGGCCAUAGAAGCCUUUCAAAAUAUAUUUUUAUGCAAAUCAGAUACUAGGAUACAAUAUUCAAAUCCAAAUAUUGGUUUGUAGCUAAUUUUGUUGCUUUAUAACCAAAAAAUGACAUAAGCCACAAAGAAGUGGGAUUAGGUAACAACUGCAACAUGAAAACCUGAUGUCUAAGACUGGGUACUGCUUAUUAAGGUUACAAAAUCAUGGCCUUAAUCUUUAUACGCAAGUACUUGAACUUUUGAAAUACACAGUGGUUCUCAAAGUUUAGUCUUUCCAUCAGCAGUUAUCACUUGUAAACUUGUAAGAAUUACAUUCUUGAUUCUCAUCCCAGACCUAGAGAGUCAAAUACUAGGUCUGGGGGCUAGCAGUCUGAUUUAACAAGCCCUAAGGAUGAUUGUUGAUGCAUGCUAAAGUUUGGGAAAUUCCGGAAUAGUGCUUCUGGUAUAAUAAGUUUAUACUAAGUUUUGCAUCACUAACUUGAAUGCAGUUCCACCUGAUCAAGUUUGAAAAUGUAUGAAGGUUGGAAAUGGGACACUAAAAUAAUGAAACCCAACCUCUAUGCUUGGAGAUAAGUGCACCCAUGACCAAGCCUGUGAAUUAUAAAGAAGUUGAUUUAUAGCUGAUGUAGUUAAAAGUUAUUGCACAUUUACUUGAUUGUCUACUAUGUAUGUUUGCAGGAUUAUUUAUAAACUUUGUAUGAUCUUAAGUUUUUUCAAAACUACAUUUUUUAUGUGUGCAAGGUGAAAAUAAAACUUAUUUGCCUGA